AUGGCGUCCGACGCAAAAGCUGCAUGGGAUAGCCAUGUCGACACAAGGACUGGAAUUACACCACCAAAGCCAGAUGAGCCGUCUGAGCUUGCGAAAUUGAGAGCCUCUGUGGGAAGCAAGUUCGGAGCAUUUGCGGCUCUCAUGGGAGCUGCAGCAGCGCCGGUACCACAGACUGGAGAUGGCUCCAAGCUUGCAGAAGAGGACCCAACUGUGCUCAAAAAGAUAGAAGGUAUCAUGCGCGACAUGUCCCACCUCCGAAUUGAGAACAUGCAGACUCUCCUGGAAGCCCAGAAGCACAAAAUGACCGGAGAGCUGAUGGACGACAAGACUUACUUCAUGGAAGGACUAAUCCGAACUGCUGCUGCGUUACCGGAUGGCUCAAAAACUAGAGACACUGUUACCCAUAGUUUCCUGGAGCAAUUGUGGAAUGAUCUAGAGCAUCCACCUCAAUCUUACCUUGGAGCGAAGUACCAGUAUAGGUCGGCUGAUGGCUCGAACAACAGCUUGAAACAUCCCCAGCUCGGUGCGGCAGGAACACCAUAUGCGCGCACCGUCAAGCCCUCGAUGAUGCAGACUCCUGCGCGACCAGAUCCUGGCGUUGUGUUCGAUAGCAUCAUGACGAGAAAGCAUGCCGAGCUGCACCCAAACAGAAUCUCAAGUAUGCUUUUCUAUCUGGCCUCCAUCAUCAUACACGACUGCUUCAGGACCAGCCAUGAAGACUACUCCGUCUCGAUGACAUCGUCAUAUCUGGAUCUUUCGCCUCUGUAUGGCAGCAAUCAAGCAGAGCAGGACCAGAUGAGAACGAUGAUAGACGGAAAGAUCAAGCCAGAUUGUUUCUCCGAAUCUCGUCUGCUGUUCUUCCCACCUGGAGUCGGCGCGCUGCUGAUCAUGUUCAACCGUUUCCACAACUAUGUAGUGGAGAACCUCGCACUUGUCAAUGAGCAGAACCGCUUCCCGAAGCCUGCUGCAGAGGCGCCAAAGUCUACUGGUGAUGAGGAAAAGGAUGAGGCAGCCAAGGCCAAGUACGAAAAGUCCAAGGUAAAGUACGACAACGAUUUGUUCCAGACUGGACGUCUCAUCACGUGCGGUCUCUACGUCAACAUCAUCCUCAUCGACUACGUCCGCACUAUUCUGGACCUCAACCGCACAGACAGCAACUGGCAGCUCAAUCCUCGUGCUGAGAUGGAGAACGUCGAGCUCGGUGUCGGUAACCAGGUUUCUGCAGAGUUCAACCUCGUCUACAGGUGGCACUCGACAGUAUCUGACCGUGACGAAAAGUGGACUCAGGAGAUGUGGGACGGCCUCUUUGGUGAAGGCCGAGAUCCAAAGACUGUCGGAAAGUGGGAGUUUCUCCAGCGUUUGAACGAUGUGUACAAGACAACCGAUCCAGACCCGUCGAAACGAAAGUUUGCCGGGCUGGCACGCAAUCAGGAUGGCACUUUGCCAGAUCAAGAACUCGUCGACAUGCUCGUAUCUAGUAUUGAAGACUGUGCCAACUCUUUUGGACCGAACAGGGUGCCGUCAGUGUUCCGCGCCAUCGAGGUCCUUGGUAUCGAACAAGCGCGAAGCUGGAAUCUGGGCUCUUUGAAUGAGUUCCGAAAACACUUCGAUCUUGAGCCUCACAAGACUUUCGAAGACAUUACCAGUGAUAAGUAUGUUCAAGAACAGCUCAAGCACCUCUACGACCAUCCGGACAAGGUCGAAAUCUACCCCGGUAUCGUAGUGGAAGAUGCGAAGAAGCCCAUGGCACCUGGCUCUGGUCUUUGCCCUGGAUACACGACAUCGCGCGCUGUACUGUCAGAUGCCGUUGCUCUUGUCCGUGGCGAUCGCUUUUACACCAAGGACUACAACCCCAGCACACUCACGAACUGGGGCUAUCGUUGUGUGGAUAGCGAUACUGACAUCGACAAUGGCUGCGUCUUCUACAAGCUCUUCCUCCGAGCUUUCCCCAACCAUUUCAAACAGAACAGCGUAUAUGCCCACUAUCCGCUCACCAUUCCAUCCGCCAUGCAAGAAGCUCUCAAGGAUUUGAAGAAGGACAAGCUAUACGACUUCUCGAAGCCGACGCCAGCAAGUACUCUGCAUGUCGUCAAAGAAUACAAACUCGCCACACAGAUCUUGCUAGACCAAUCCACCUUCAAGGUAGCCUGGGGCAAAGCAAUGGAAUUCAUAAUGGGCCCAUUCGGCAAAGAGUUCUCGCUCGCCGGCGACACCCCAACCAACACUGCGUCGCGCGAGAUGAUGUCCAAAGCUCUAUACGUAAAAGACUGGGAGAAAGACGUGCGAGCAUUCUACACCUCCAAGACCAAAGAACUCCUGCAAGAAAAAUCCGCACACAUUGCAGACUUCAACCAAGUCGACAUCAUCCGCGAUGUCGGCAAUCUCGCCCACGUCCACUUCUGCGCGGAGCUCUUCAUGCUCCCGCUCAAAACCGACGAGCGCCCGCACGGCAUCUUCACCGAGUCGGAGCUCUACCUGAUCCUGUCCAGCGUGUUUGCGCUCAUCUUCUUCGACGUCGACCCCGCGGGCUCGUUUCCGCUGCACGUCAAGGCGCGCAAGGCCACGCAAGUCCUCGGGUCGGUCAUCGAGAAGAACGUCGAGGCCAUCGCGCACGGCGGCCUGCUGCACGCCGUCACAAAGGCCAUCUGGCCCGAGCAAGGCGGGCUGCAGAACUACGGCAUCCACAUGAUCCAGCGGCUCCUGCAGACGGGCAUGCCCGCGCCGCAGCUCGUCUGGGGCCAUAUCUUCGGCACCGCGGGCGCCAUGGUCGCGAACCAGGGGCAGUUGUUUGCGCAGACGCUCGAGUACUACAUCCUAGGCGAAGGCAAGGCGCACUGGGCUAGUAUCCAGGCGCUCGCGCACGACGAGAGCGAGAGCGCGUUUGCAAAACUGAUGCAUUACGCCAUGGAGGGCGGGCGCUUGAAUGGCGAAACGGCCGUCAUGCGAGACGUCGCGCAAGACUCGACGACGACGACGAUUAGGGCUGGCGACAGGGUUUUUGUAGACCUCCGUGCUGCGUCGCAUGAUCCGAAUGUCUUCCCCAACCCGGACUCCGUCGACAUCACACGCCCGCUCGACGCGUACAUUCAUCUGGGCUUCGGCCCGCACCAGUGCCUUGGGCUGCCGAUGGUGCGCGUCAUAAUGACUGCGAUGCUCAAGGAGGUCGCGAAGUUGAAGAAUCUCCGGCCCGCGCCGGGGCCGCAGGGGAAGAUACAUAAAGUAGAGAAGGGCGUGGGCGAAGAAUAUCCGUAUCAUGCAUACUUGACGGAGAUGCAGGAUAUGUACUUUCCGUUCCCUUGUUCGCUGAAGCUUGUUUGGGACGACUAA
Molecule: messenger RNA, 3327 nt
Organism: Parastagonospora nodorum SN15
Lineage: Eukaryota; Fungi; Ascomycota; Dothideomycetes; Pleosporales; Phaeosphaeriaceae
Exons: 2
Coding region: 1-3327 (1108 amino acids)
Biological process (GO): response to oxidative stress
Molecular function (GO): oxidoreductase activity, acting on paired donors, with incorporation or reduction of molecular oxygen; heme binding; iron ion binding
Source: RefSeq, a predicted model, not a curated record